AUGACGGCGGAGGAGCGAAAAGCAGCUGAAAGCUUUCAAAAUAUGCUCAAAGCAUUGAUUGAAGCGGAGCAAAAGGCACUCAAUGAGCAUGCUACAGGUGAAAACAGCGAAGCCAGAGACUAUGAUCGUGCCAGUGCCGAAGACUUCAUUGCUCAAUUAAAGGCAAGGUUGACGGAGCAAGAUCCAGCUACAAUAACAGAUGAAUCUCAAAUGGAUGUGGUAAUGAACCUUGUACAGUCAUUCUUUGCCAAAGAUAUAAUGUAUGGUCCACUGAAGGCACUGCUGGAAAAAUUCCCAAAGUAUGGUUUAAUUUUAUGGUAUUUUGUGAUUUUCGAUUUACCAAAAAAAUAG
Gongylonema pulchrum is the source of this 351-nucleotide messenger RNA. The record is from the annotation of a GenBank genome assembly. Lineage: Eukaryota; Metazoa; Nematoda; Chromadorea; Rhabditida; Gongylonematidae.